Ilex paraguariensis (yerba mate) is the source of this 447-nucleotide messenger RNA. The record is from the annotation of a GenBank genome assembly. NCBI's taxonomy places the organism in Eukaryota, Viridiplantae, Streptophyta, Magnoliopsida, Aquifoliales, Aquifoliaceae.
AUGGAUGGUGAAAAGGGUGUGGGUAAUGGAAGUUUGGUGGUAGGAAGUGGAGGUAAGUUCAAUUUGGGAUUUGACAAUGAUGGUUAUGAUGGUGGGAUGGUUAUGAUGGUGGGAGUAGCGGGGGUGGCAAUUACAAGAGCUGGAAUAGUGAAAUUGGUUUGGUUCUGUAUUUGCUGUGCAAGUUUUCGUAAAACAGAUAUGUUUGGGUUUUCUCGGAGAAGAAUGAAGCUCGGAAGGGACUCUUUUGAUAUUGACUCUAUGUUGUGUUUGGCAGCAUGGAUUUCAGGUCUUGGAAUUGGAAUUGAGAAAAAAAAUUGCUCCAUUUGUCCCAUUCGUCCCCCAAUUCCGUUUACCGAAUUGUAUACUAUAAGAUGCACCUCUGUGUUUGUAUUGGACAUGAAAAUGGGACUUCUGUCAGUGAGAGGUGGGUGGUGGAGGUGGUUGUGA